Molecule: messenger RNA, 1923 nt
Organism: Ricinus communis (castor bean)
Lineage: Eukaryota; Viridiplantae; Streptophyta; Magnoliopsida; Malpighiales; Euphorbiaceae
Product: lysine histidine transporter-like 8
Exons: 5
Coding region: 181-1773 (530 amino acids)
Cellular component (GO): plasma membrane
Source: RefSeq, a predicted model, not a curated record
AAAUUCAAUACUCCUGAACACAAUAGCCUGAUAUUACUACAAGUAAAUAGUACCAUAGGCAUUGUCUAUAUAUAUAGUCAAAUGAUCACAAGUUGGUUUCUGGGACAAAGGAAGUACCUCUUCAAUUAGGGAACAAAAAAAACAGUUUGGCAAGGUGGGGGAAAGCCUUAGAAAGGAAAUAUGGCUGAUGUUAUUGAAUAUGGCUCUAAUCCUACCACGCCAAGACCUGCCUCAGCUGUGCCGACGCCGCCAAUAUCGGCUCCUCCGUCGCAGUUCCACUCUCCUUCUUUGACUAGAUCACCUCUGCUCUCUACCGGUGAUCAUAUACAGCCAGCUAGCGCAAACAGAACGCCAAGGAUUUCAACUCCGAGGAUCUCAACUCCAAGGAUUCGAACACCCCGUUUCAUUACCCCUUUAGGUAGUCCUAUCAGAAGGGCUCUUCACCUUACUAGACUCGACCCUCAAGAUGCAUGGCUUCCAAUUACAGAAUCACGGAAUGGAAAUGCAUACUACGCAGCGUUUCACUGUCUUUGCUCAGGGAUUGGUGUUCAGGCACUCAUCCUUCCUGUAGCCUUCACCAUGCUUGGUUGGGCAUGGGGAAUCAUAUUCUUGACUCUAACAUUCAUAUGGCAACUGUACACUCUUUAUCUGUUGGUACAACUCCAUGAAUCUACUGAACACGGGAUUCGUUUCAGCAGAUAUAUGCAGCUCGCAAAUGCUACUUUUGGUGAGAAAUUAUCGAAGUGGCUAGCCUUGUUCCCAAUCAUGUAUCUAUCAGCAGGUACAUGUAUAACACUGAUAAUCAUCGGUGGAUCGACAUCAAGGUUGUUCUUCCAGACCGUAUGUGGGGCGACAUGCAGUGUCAAGACACUAACAACUGUGGAAUGGUACUUGGUGUUUACAUGUGCUGCACUUGUUUUGUCUCAGCUGCCAAACUUGAACUCCAUAGCUGGUGUUUCGCUGAUUGGAGCCAUUACAGCAGUUGGGUAUUGUACACUUAUUUGGGCAGUUUCUGUUGCUGAAGGAAGGAUGCCUGGGGUAUCAUACAACCCUGUUCGCGCAUCCAGCGACGUAGAGAGACUUUUUGAUGUCCUAAAUGCACUUGGAAUUAUUGCUUUUGCCUUUAGAGGUCACAAUCUCAUACUUGAGAUACAGGCUACAAUGCCUUCAAGUGAGAAGCAUCCAUCAACUGUGCCAAUGUGGAAGGGUGUCAAAGUUGCUUAUGCUGUUAUUGCAAUGUGCCUAUUUCCCCUUGCAAUUGGAGGCUAUUGGGCAUAUGGCCAAAUGAUACCAAAUGGUGGCAUGCUGACAGCUCUAUUCGCAUUCCACGGGAGAGACACGUCACGGUUUAUUCUAGGAUUAACAAGUUUAUUUGUCAUAAUUAACGCACUAAGCUCAUUCCAAAUCUACGGCAUGCCAAUGUUCGAUGACUUGGAAUCGUUAUACACUCGAAGGAAGAAGAAGCCGUGCCCAUGGUGGCUCCGGGCAAUUUUCAGGACAAUAUUCGGAUUCUUAUGCUUCUUUGUGGCGGUGGCAAUCCCAUUCUUAGGAAGCGUGGCUGGACUAAUCGGAGGACUAGCUUUGCCAGUUACAUUGGCCUAUCCAUGUUUUAUGUGGCUUAAGAUGAAGAAACCAAAGAAAUAUGGUCCAAUGUGGUACCUUAACUGGGGACUUGGGAUCUUUGGUAUGGCUCUGAGUGUGGCUCAGGUUGCUGGUGGGAUAUAUGUUGUUAUUAGCACUGGUACUAAACUUAGCUUCUUUAAGCCAAGAUAGUUCAAUUAAUUUAGUAUUUAGUAGUUAAUUUGGAAAAUGAGGAAUGUAUAAUUCUUGCUUUUUACUCUUUUUUUUCUUCAUGUAAUUGUGAAAUUUGUUUUCUUCAGAAAGGAAUGAAGUAUAAUGAAAUAAAAAUAUUUAUUCUUUUAA